AUGACAUUAUUCCUGCUGUUGUUCCUGGCUGCUGUAUUGCACUCAUCACUUCUUCUUCGAGAUGAAAAUGAGGUAUGGAAUAUGAAUUUUGAGGAUUUGACAACAACUAGAGUGUCAGUCCAAGAAGAGAUUGUAAACAAGCACAACCAACUGAGAAGACUGGUUUCUCCACCUAGUAGUGACCUGUUAAAGAUGCAAUGGAGCAAUAAUGCCCGAGUGAAUGCACAGAGAUGGGCAAACCAAUGCAGUUAUGUACACAGUCCUCCAGAAGCCAGGACCACUAACAUAAUAUGUGGUGAGAAUAUCUUCCUGGCAAGUUACCCAGCAUCAUGGUCUCGUGCAAUCCAAAGCUGGUACGAUGAAGCCAAAGAUUUCAGGUUUGGUUCAGGCCCAAAUCCACCUAGUGCAUUAGUUGGACAUUAUACUCAGGCUCUUAUCUUUGACUUCAGGGAGGCAACCAAGGGUGAUAACAAAAGGUUAUAUUGCCCUGGAUAA
Molecule: messenger RNA, 495 nt
Organism: Peromyscus maniculatus bairdii (prairie deer mouse)
Lineage: Eukaryota; Metazoa; Chordata; Mammalia; Rodentia; Cricetidae
Source: RefSeq, a predicted model, not a curated record